AUGUUAGUUUACAAUAUACGAGUACCAUUUUAAGUUGGAGGGAUACAUAUUACUCAUAUUUUGUACUACUCCGUAUUAAAGAUUAUGAAAUCAUGAUUAAUGUUAUCGAAUUGUGGAAUCACCCUCUUUCCAUUGUACGAGAAAGAAUAAUCCCAAAUCCAAUAACCAAUCUACACCAAAACAUUACCUACAUUUGUAGAGUUCAAACUUCAAACAUUUCACGGCACGCAAGUUUUUUCACCCAUGGUAGAAAUUAUAAAGUUAAAGUUAGCUUUUUUAGCCUCUUCCUAUUAUUCUACUCUCUACAAACUAGACACUACUUGCCUACUUCAGUACACUACAAUUAAAGCUUCAAGUAGUAUGAAAAAUUGAGAUUGAAUCAAGAUCGCUUUUUUAUUUGUUCUUGACAGUGUAAAAAAAAUGGAAGAAGAAAGAGAAACAGAAGUUUGAAAAAUUGCAAGUUUAAGAAUAAAAAGAAGAAGAAAAUGGAGAGAGAAAAAGGGGGUAAAGAAAAGGAGGAAUUCCUGGGAUUAAAGUUGAAACAACGCGGAAGAUUGGUGGGGAAAAGCAGAGGAGGGGGGAAUACUACUCCACCUCCUACUUGGAAAUUUGAGCCCAAUUUUCAACUUAAACAACAAUUAGAAGAAGAAGAACAACAAGAAGUAGUAGUAGAACAAGAAGAAAAAUCAAAUCUUUCUAAUAUUGUUCAUACUAAUAAUAAUAAUAAUUAUAAUUGUGGGAGUAGUUCAUCUGUUACGGCAAGACAAUUGGGUGCAAAUUUGUGGGAAGUUUUACCACAUCUUAAUUCUCUUGCUAAAAUGAGCCGCCAUCAUCAUAAUCAUAAUAAAGCUCUGAAAAAUAAGGGUUUGCAGAUUCAUACUGUUUUGGAGGACCCACCUGAUGAUGCUUCUCAUGAACAGCCUGUAAGUGCUGGAAGCUUCCACAGGAAUAUAGCAGCAUCGCUUUUGCGAAACCAUCGAGCAGUGAACAGGAAUGGCCGUGAAAUUCAACCAGUGUCUCCUCCAAGUUAUAGCAGUUCUAUGGAGGUAACGCAAUACAAUCCUGCUGCUACUCCUAGCAGUUCUCUAGAUUUCAAGGGGAGAAUGGGUGAUCCCAGUAACAGCCUUAAAACAUCUACUGAGUUGCUCAAAGUUCUCAACCGCAUCUGGUGCCUUGAAGAGCAGCACACAUCGAACGUGUCACUAUUGAAGGCUAUGAAAACAGAGUUGGACAAUGCACGAACAAGAAUGAAAGACCUGCUGCGUGAGAAACAAAAGGACAGGCAGGUGAUAGAUGAGCUGAUGAAGCAAGUUACGGAGCAUAAACAUGUCAAAAGAAACAUGGAGCAAGACAGAAUGCAGUCUGCAUUGCAAUCAGUGAGACAAGAACUAGAAGAUGAGAGAAAACUUAGAAAGCGUUCUGAGAGUUUGCAUCGCAAGAUGGCCAGAGAGGUUUCUGACUUGAAAUCUUCCUUCUCUAAGGCUUUGAAAGAACUAGAAAAGGAGAGAAGAGCACGUAUCCUCCUGGAGGACUUAUGCGAUGAGUUUACUAUGGGAAUAAGAGACUAUGAGCAAGAGCUUAGGUCUCAGAAAUUCAGGAGUGAGAAGGAGCAGGUUCACAGAGGACAUGUUGAUAGCCUUGUUCUCCAUAUUUCAGAGGCUUGGUUGGAUGAACGGGUACAGAUGAAGCUAACAGAAGAAAUGCGCAAGGAUAUGGAAGAAAAGUGCAUGAUCGUGGACAAGCUUAGGCCUGAAAUAGAAACCUUCUUAAAAGCUAGGCGAACUUUGGAAUCAAGAGAAGAUGUUGACUUUCAUAACAAAAGUUCCAAGAGUAGUGGUUUUCGCCGUCAGUCAUUGGAGUCAUUCCCAUUGAAUGAGGCUACAAGUGCUCCUCAAAAUGUUGACGAAGAGGAUGAAAAUGACUCUACUGAUAGUGAGUCAAAUUGUUUUGAAUUGACGAAAACUUUUGGCGGAGUGUAUUCCAAUGGGGUUCACACAAAAACUGUUGGUAAUUCUUCUGAAGAAAGGGGUCUUGAAGAAAUACAGAAGAAAGAUGCAACAAAGAGAAAUGGUGAAUGUCAAGAGUUAAGUAAUAAUGGCCGUAGUUUAUCUAGCUUGCAAGCACGGUUUGAGAAACACAUGGCUCGGAUGACGUUUAGUAAUGGACACACCCUGAACGAUAACCAAGAGGCUGUAACAGAAGAAGGUUUACUUGAAAGGAGGAGUAAACGAUUUGGAAAUCGGGCAGGGAAUUCAAAUCGUAUGCCUGAUAAUUUAUUGAGGAAUAACUCUUCAUCAAUAGAGGGAGAGAGAAUUCAUCCAGAGAGUGAAUUACCAGAUAAUCAUUUCUUGUUAGCAGAUCUUGCUAGUCCUGUGAAGAAUUGGGAAUCCAAAAUCCUUUCACAAGACCAUGAAAUCUCUGAGUCUUCUUCAAUAUGGCCUAGGAGCAGUAAGCAAAACACGUUGAAGGCUAGGCUUCUAGAAGCAAGGGUGGAAGGGCGAAACAUACAAUCAAAGGUUUCCAAAGGUGCAACUUAACAAGCAAGGUUCUGUUAUCAUCUUCUUCCUCUCUGCUGGCUGAUGAUCGGGUUAAUGAAAUUCAGAUUGACGACAAAUGAUUAUAAUUCUCUGGAGGAAAGUCUGCAUUGUGAAUAUUUGGGAGGAUACUGGCAGAAGAAUGUGUAACACUUUGGCAAGAAAGUUAUAACACAAAUCUUCAUCCUGUGAACAAACUACAAAGGAGAAAAGAUUCGGGCAAGGCACCACCUGUCUUUUCUUUGUUAGUUGGCCUGAGUAAGACUCAAAAAUAAACAAUCAACGUAGUUGUAACAAUAUUGAUGGAAAAUAGAGAGAAUUUGAGAUGAAUUUGAGUCUGAAUUUCAUUGAACUGUCUUUUGCUAUCACUUCUUAAAAGCUGAACAAGUGUUGCAGCUGAAGCAUUGGAAAAAAAUAUAGCUACGACUUUGUGUUUCAAGGAAUGUCCUUUGAUCCAACACAAAGCGUCUUCUCUGCAUCAAUUGGCAGGGAUCUUUGAACUGGGUCAACUAGAUGCCAAUGAGGUUUUUCUUUAGUUAUGAUUAUAAGACUAAAGUUCUGUUCUGUGUAUGUUAUGUACACUGUUAAUUUUACAAGCAAUUAUUCUAACUUUUUGAUUUUUA
Messenger RNA from Chenopodium quinoa (quinoa), 3157 nucleotides. RefSeq lists its product as uncharacterized. NCBI's taxonomy places the organism in Eukaryota, Viridiplantae, Streptophyta, Magnoliopsida, Caryophyllales, Amaranthaceae. The coding region runs from base 486 to 2537 and encodes 683 amino acids. The transcript has 3 exons. The record is from RefSeq and is a predicted model, not a curated record.